GGUUUCUAUUUUUGGAGCAAGGCAGACUGCGUCUCCCACUAACCGCUUUUGGUACCACCCUAUUCGUCAACGACAUGUCCAGAUUCCUCCUCCCUUUGCAUCGUUGCUCCAAACAUGAGAACAACCUAUGAUGAAAUUGAGAGCUGUGUGGGGCUGUGGGCCGUGCAUUGCUCUCGAUACCCACUCUGCAAUUAAGCAUUUUUUGCAACAUGCAGAUCCAUUUAUCGAAAUGCCGGCUUUGGGGCUGUGUGAGCAUCAGUUGGCAGCAAGCAUUGCGAGCCUGUGCUAGGUCAUAUAGCUGCUUUUGGCAAGCACCUGUUCUUUCUCGGCCGUACUGGUUUCUUGUCACAUGCCGACAUUGCCUCUACGGACCCCUGUUUGGAGAGUAAUUGCUCGGUGUGGCUCCGGGUGUACUUCGUAAUGAGUGCUGAAAGGAGCAAGGAUGGGUCACAUUCGCAGGCAUCGCGAGAGCAGGCAUCGCGAGAAUUGCAGGCGAGACCACGGUAAGGCGGAAUAACACGUUUCCAGAAUGAAAUUAUUGUCGUCUUGAGAAUGAAGUCCUGCCGUCCAAUUGGGUGAUAUUAGGCGAGACGACGAGAGAAGAAAUGUGAGAUUGACCAGUCCAUUUUAUUUUGGAACCGGAUGCGCGCCGGCCAAGUUGAAUUUUGCAAGAUAGAGCUAACUCGGUGGAUCUUUACGAGACUUGCCCCUUUUCACAUUGUCGCCGAACACCGAUGAUACAAGCGUGGCCUUCUAUCACUCGUCCUCCUGAUGGUCGAACCGUCAGGACCGAAUUCUGUGGAUUCUGUUAAACCCAUCCGAGAACUUAGCAUCCGAGAUAUUAUAGUGCUUGGAUGAUCACAAUAGCGGCCUGCGAUCAGCAGCCGCUUCAUUAUUGACAGCAUGACUUUGUCAAUAGCAGCUGGCGCUUCAGUGCUGGUCUGUUGCUUCCCCUGUCUUGUCUGCUACAUCCUGCAACUAGAGACCUGUAUUCAAGAACGUUUCUGGAGGGAAAACCCAAAUGAGAGCCUUGAGCGCCCUCCACGCCGAUCCUCCAGCGGUCUUCAACCUAGUUUUGCUGCCUGUUUGCGGCGACCGCCCUUCUCCUUAGCCACUUCUGGGUUUUUGCUCUCCAGAAUCAACGGAACGGGGAUUGAUCUGAUGGUCUGGAUUCAGCUCACUGGUGCUGUGUCGAAGAUGCACCCUUUGCUUGCGUCUAAAAUCUUCCACAGUUCUGUCCCACACCAGCUGUGACCUUCCAGAUUGAUCGGAACACACAUUCAACGUAAUCUUUUGUUUCUUCACCUCAGAGUUUUCCAACGGGCCACUAUUCUAGUUUUUGGGAUGAGAUAGACUGCCUCUAGCAGAGUGCAAGGUGCUUCUUGGGCUGCAAUAUUUCCUGCAGAUGCUUCUGGAAAUACUGGAUCAUUUAAAAUCAAUUGUAAGGAUAUGGCUAACCUUAGUCUGAAAUUCAUGUUUUCUAUCUGUCGUUUAUCCAACAUUGUCCCGUUUACGGGGAAUAGCAAGCGGAGCUUGAGUGACCAGGUGUCAUUACUUGAUAGUCUUUAUCGUUUUCAGCUGUCCAAAGAUCGUGUUGGCCCUGCCAUUAGCAAGAGACACUACGCUUGACUUCAUGAAUUAGAAAAUGAACCAAGUUUUCUCUUACAUUUCUAAAUUGUUUAUCAACCCGUCACAAAAGCAACGAGUCAAUUGGUGCGGGGAGCUUGCACAACCUCAGUGGCAAUGAGAACAUUCAUUUUCACAGCAUGAAAGGAAGCGAAGCAAGGCGAGAAGUUCGUCCUGGGCUAAAUAGAUCCCGGGCUUCCCCUGAGCGAUACGCCGGCUGGGAAAUUCCCUUUUGUUAGUUUCUCUUUGCAUCUUAGGGACCUGAUGUGGGAUAUUUCCCAUCCGGGACAAAUUGAGAGGAUCUCUCGGUCCAACAUGCGGCGCUACAACGGAAGACUGGGCUCUGCUUUCCAUUGUUGACUGAAACUUGAAUUCUGUUUCUUUUGCAUUGUCAUUUUGCCCACUCUCCCUUUUUGUGCAAAAACUGUUCCUAUGUUCAGCUCUGAGAUGCUUCGCACAUAUGAUAUCUCUUGCUAUAUCUUCCACUGCAUAUUGGGCCGGCAUACUUCUCUUAAAAUUGGACAGACAUGUCCCUCAGUGCAAGCUUCUGUUGAAGAGUUCUCUGUUGAAUGCACAGAGAACCCGUACUGUAUCUGAUAACAGUAUGAUUGUAUAAACUUCGCCUCUGCGGUUACACGCUGACUAUACUUCACUUUGUUUACUUGAAUUUAUCGAUUCUGCCGUGCGGCUGCUGGCUAAAUACAUAUCAGGUCCCUGCUAUUCUCUCCGAUAUUGCUCUCCUGGCCUACCCAGGCCAGAAUUGAUUCUCGAAAUGCGAUUUCUCACAAUCUGAGUAGUUGCAAUAUAUCGUUAUGCUGCCUUGCUGUGGGCCCCCGUGGGCCUUUCAAGCGGACUAUCUGGUAGGGCGGCCAAUAUGAGUUACCAGAGGACACGCUCUGCAGUGCAUACGUACUGAUUGAUACAGGCUCAUAACCUGAUAAUCAGAGCUCUCUUCAUAUUUCGAGAAAAUGAAUCAUGAUGACGCCGUAAUUCCAUACUAACUGGCCAAGCAUGUUUUGGUUAUUGUUGUAAAUCAGAUAUUCACCUGCUUGCCAGCAGAGCUUUCAAGACUUCACUCUUUGAUAGCUCCAUGAAAGUUGUUCAAGCUUCCAUUUAUACGUUGACAUGUUAGCUC
Blastomyces gilchristii SLH14081 is the source of this 2761-nucleotide messenger RNA. RefSeq lists its product as uncharacterized. The coding region runs from base 904 to 1254 and encodes 116 amino acids. NCBI's taxonomy places the organism in Eukaryota, Fungi, Ascomycota, Eurotiomycetes, Onygenales, Ajellomycetaceae. The record is from RefSeq and is a predicted model, not a curated record. The transcript has 2 exons.